Fopius arisanus is the source of this 5064-nucleotide messenger RNA. RefSeq names its product GPI inositol-deacylase (gene PGAP1). Gene Ontology annotation, biological process: GPI anchor metabolic process; endoplasmic reticulum to Golgi vesicle-mediated transport. Gene Ontology annotation, cellular component: endoplasmic reticulum. The transcript has 5 exons. The record is from RefSeq and is a predicted model, not a curated record. The coding region runs from base 1062 to 3944 and encodes 960 amino acids. NCBI's taxonomy places the organism in Eukaryota, Metazoa, Arthropoda, Insecta, Hymenoptera, Braconidae. Gene Ontology annotation, molecular function: phosphatidylinositol deacylase activity.
UAAAUGGAAUAGAGUUAACAUGUGAAGUGGUCGGGAUUAUUCAGGAAAAUUGGGAAAAAGAGUAAAAUGGACACGGUUUUCCCUUCUCCAAUCACUAAUUUUAGUCGGGCAUUAAAUUCAUCUGAUUUUAUAUUGUUAGACAUUUGUUAUAUUAUUCUUUCGGCUGAAUAUCCCGGAAUGAGGAACAUUAGUUAAACUUGACAGGUAUCUUUUUGUCACUUUGAUUUCUCGUUGUAAGGGACUUGAAGAUUAUCUUUUCAUAAUCUUCUCCAGGUGUCAAGAUACUCAUCAGAGACUUCAUCAGAGAACAGUUGAACUGAAUCAUCUCGUUUCACCAUUUUAUUGAUCACUCAAUAUUUAUCAUUUUGACUAUAUAGACUCUGAAAGAUGAUCAAUUAUUAGUUCCGCGCAUUAUGGACAGAUUUGCAAAGGAAUUUGUCGUUUUCAAAUUGGCCUUGGCGAUUAUGCUCAAACAAUCAUAAUGAUAGUUGGCAAAAUAAUUCUGGUAAAUCUACCAAAUCAUUGGCCAUCACUGCUAUAUGUAGGCGGCAGGAAGCAUUCAAGUAAAUAUUACGUAAAAUUACUCAAGUGACAGAGAAAAUUCAAGUGCCGGCAUUGCAAUUUCUCCGCGAAAAUAGAGACGAAUCGCGGAAACCUGUAAAAAAAAAUCGGCAACAGUUCCACAAAAAUUUCUUCCGUUAACAUUUCGCUCUGGAAUUAAAGGACAAAAACUGUUACUUUUAUUAAACAAUUUGAAGGUUGUGCUGCCCUACAUUAAACUGAAACGGAACUUAUCUAAACAAUAUAUUGUAACAAUAAUGGGCUCUCUGACAUUAAUUUACUAUUAGAUAUCGGAUUAUUUGCAUCCACAGAUAAAUUUUACUACCCAUCAUAAACGACAUCCGAAAUUUAUAGGUUAACUCGAUAAUUUAGCGUGAAUUAUCGUCGAUUGCACUUCAUGAUGUUCUCUAGAAACAGAAACACUUGAUAUUUAUUCCAUUUAUUUAAAAUAUAGUGAUAUACGUAAAUCAGAAGAAAAGUGAAAAGUGGACAACUGCACAAUGAAAGGCCUCUUUGUUCAUCCUUUUGUUUUCAUUCUUUCAGUAUUUAUAUUUAUUGUUUAUAUACUCGGUGGAUUACAUUAUCUGUCAAGUCUUGAAGAAAACACGUGCGAUUUGACGUACAUGUUUGAAUAUCCCCAAUAUGUCAGAAUUGAAUUGGAUGAUAAAAUAGAAAAACGUCACCCCAGAUACGCAUUGUAUGCGUAUGGAGAAGGAUUUGUUACUGAUAAAUUACGAAAAAAGCAGUUCACAGGAAUUCCAGUAUUAUUUAUCCCUGGAAAUGCUGGAUCUCAUGAACAAGUCAGAUCAUUGGCCUCAGUGAGUCUCCGAUUGGGUAUCAAACGUCGGACUUCUUAUCAUUUCGACUAUUUCUCAGUAUCGUUAGCUGAAGGAUACUCUGCCCUUUACGGAGGUGUCCUUGGUGAUCAGACAUCAUUCGUUGCUGAGAGCAUUCAACGAAUUCUGAAGCUCUACCGAAAGAAGAGUGAAAUUGUGCUGAUUGGGCAUUCGAUGGGAGGAAUUGUGGCGAAAGCAGCUUUAUUACACAACAAUCCUAAUAACAAAACUCUGGCAAGUCUUUUAAUUACACUGGCAACACCUCACGUACCUAGAGUUGCCUUUGACAAAACGACUUGCGACUUUUAUCACCAAGUGAAUAAUCGAGCACGGGAUCUGCAGAAACUUGGCACUUCUGUCAUUUCAAUUGGAGGUGGUUCCCGAGAUGUCAUGGUAACAACUCCCCAGAUGAUCGAUCCGCAUGCAGAUCUUAAUCUCAUUGGUAGUUCAAUUCCCGAUUGUUGGAAGGCCCUCGAUCACCUGUCGAUUCUCUGGUGCAGACAAUUUGUCAUUCCACUCGUUAGGGCACUUUUUGAUUCUGUUGAUAUCGAAAAGGGCAAUGCUGUCAUCUCUUACGACCACAACACACGACUGCAGGCAUUUAAUUAUCAUCUCACGAGUAGAUAUUCAAAUAAAUAUUGGACUCACUACAAUGAAAGGGUAACGUUUCACUCCUCCGGAGAAUGGAUUGAAGUUACUGAAGAACAAUACACGUUUAGAGAAUUCAACAAUAAAAACAAAAAGGAAUGGGAAAUUUACUUGAUGAUUCCAAUAAAUCAAAAAUUUACAUACGUCGGCAUCGAUGCAAUUAAUCUAGAAACAAAGGACUGGAUCUUCGCAUGUUCUGCAAUUCCUCGAGGUGAAUUAAAAACCUGUGAAUGGGGAUGGAACUUGACUAACCGAACGCGAGUUCUCUCGAUGUUUAAAAGAGAUCUGAAAAGAAGUGUGGACUUGGAUUUGAAGGAUUUACGAUUGAACGAAGAAUUAACACACAUUGUGGUGAGAAUACCAGCGAAAACCUCAAACCCAUCGACUAUCCACAUUGAUUUAUACUCUCUAGGAGAUUCCAGAAAGUCUAGAGAAGUCAUUGUCUCUGACAAGAGCUUGCAUUGGAUUCCAUUUGGAGUUUCCACGAUUUUACCGGUUUACAAAUCCACUCAUUUAAAAUUAACUGGCUCGGAAAUUCGACAUUAUAUCCGUUUAAAGGGAAUUAAGGACGUGAUUUCUGUAAAAUUGAAGAAACUUGAUGCUCAUGGUCACGAUGAUGAUGACAGAAAAUACGCUCAUGCAGUUAUUGAAUUACUCGAGCCACAAAGUCAUUCCAACUCGACAUUUAUCAGUCAACUUCGUGUAUUAUCCAUCAAUGAUAUCGGACGGGAGAACGUUUUCAGGAUCCAGACUUCAGCGACUGCAAUUGUGAAAUUGACUUUAGAGCCUCAAUGCUAUUACGAAAUCGAAAUCUCUCAAGGAGGAAUAAUUGAUCGAAUGGCGAUGCACGUGAAGGAUCGAUGGAAUCGAUUAUAUCUGGUUCUGAUGAGUCUUUGUCUGCUGAUAAUCAGUACAAGAAUCGAUGAAGAACGCAAAGGAACUGAAAUCAUGUACCUUGUCACAAUCCUGGGGGUGAUUCUCCAGAAUUUAACACUAGAAUUCAUCACGUCCUUAGGAUUUCUCUAUCUUUUCGCGCUUUCCACGUGUUCCACAGUCAUCUUCUCAGGAUCAUUAGUUCAUAAUUUUGCUGCACGAUUCUUAGCAAAAGUCAUCACGUUGUUCCCAAUGGCUUGGUACAAUUGGCUACUCAGUGAAGGCACUUACGAGCACCUCCCAAUCCUCUCGAGUUUUUUCGUGAUGUCGUUGAUAUCGACAAGCUGUGGAGCAAUAGCAAUGGUCAUCUCAGUUAUGAUUUAUCUACUGAAAUUGACGCGUAUGUACGAAGAGUAUCUGGAGGAGUUGUUGAUGUCUUCAUUGAGAAUUAUUAGUAACAAGUUUGAAAAGUUUCUGAAGAGUCGGAAGUCCAGGAGGAGCAGUGUAAGUGACAGUGAUGAUAUUGAUCCUAGAACUAAUAUCCUGAAUCACUUGAUAUUAUUCAUUAUGUGGAGUCUUGCUGCUAUUCCUGCUGUACCUUCGGUGCUCGUAUGGGCUAAAAACUUUAGUUACGAAUCGAGACUGUCUACUGAAGAUCCAAUCAUGCUGUGGAGCUGGGUGAUUAUCACAGGCUGGGGAUCCCUGGGACUUGUUAGAAUUCCAAAAAGACAUUCUAACGAAUAUAUCAACUUCGUUGGAGUCAAUCUUCAACGGAUUCUUGGCUGGAUGUUGCUCCUUACUGCUGGAUCGACAAACCCAGCGUUUUAUCAAUGGACAAUUCCUCCUAUCGUAGCAUUAUCGAUAACAUGUAUUGUAUUAUUAUCGUUACUCCCGCGUUUUUGGCCGGAGGAACAUAAUGAACAAGAACAGAAUGGAGAGAGUGAUGGAAACAAUUUUGUAGCAAGUGCCCUUGAAAAUGAUGAAAUUUCUACGGAAAAUGACGAGAUAAAGACACAAAAGGAUUAGGGACGGGGAUUAGGGGUAAAAUGGACUCGUUUUUUUUGUCAAUAUUUUCAAAGCUUUUUCCUAAUUUUUUAUAAAAAUGUAGGGACGAAGUAAUUAAUGCGUUGAUGUGCGUUUAAAUUUCAUAUUUCAUUAAUUAACAUGAAGUUUUAAUUCUUCAUACUAAAUUCAAUUGAUAAAUACUUAAAACAAUGAUAAAAAUCUGAUUUCUGAUUAACAUUAAACACUAUUUGCACGAAGCAGAAAUGAAGUUUUUUUUAUAGUCUCGACGAGUCAAUUCGCGGGACCAUUGGAAGAAAAAACGUGAGAGGGAGGGAAGUCCAUUCUACCCACCUUUUCCCCAAAAUUUUCGUUUUAUCGAUGCGUUGCACAAAUUUAGGUGGAUGCUUUUGAGGGCUAGUCAUUUAAGUAUUAAAAAUUGUUGAGGAACGAGUUUCUGCUUAGAACCUCCAUUUUAUCCUCCUCUCCUCUAGUAUUAAAAUUAGUUCAUGUUUUGUAUUUUAGGAUAAAUAUUAAAACCUGUAACCAUGAGGAAAAAGUAUUGGAUUAAAAUUCUAACGCCGAAAUUCGUGAGCACUAAGUACUGGAAAAUUUGGAUUUAACGAAUCCAAUGCUUUUGUUAGGAAUAACAAUGUCAAUAUGGGACAACGGAAUCUGUUGAGAGCGUUGAAGAUAAUUUGGAAAUAUUAUUUGACAACGGAACAAUUUGGAAAUGUCAUUUCAUAUGACUUACUUCAACAGUGGUACUUAACAUCAAUAAAAAAAUAAGAAAGAAAGAAGAGAAAUAUAGAAGAGCUCAUAAAAUUUUUCAGACAAAAUCAUCAGUGAUAACAAAUUUAAAACGAAGUGAUAAAAGCCAAGGUAUUAGCUAUGAAGUAUUGAAUGUCAAUUAGUUCAAUAGUAAGUGGUUGUAAUAGAGCAGAUUAAGGUCAUUAUCUUGCUGAUACUAAAACGUCGACCUUUCAUUUCUCCAUUGAUUUACUUUUUGCUUUAAAUUUUUGUUCAACUUAUUUUCCGUAAAACUGAUAAACGAAAACUACUGAAGAGAGACAAAACAGACUGCAGUGAAUUAUUGAAAAAUUUAUUCUCAAUUCAACUGUCGAAGUCUGAAAGUUAUUGGCAA